This is a messenger RNA of Schizosaccharomyces cryophilus OY26, 2521 nucleotides long. Its product is annotated as CAMK/CAMK1 protein kinase Srk1. Bases 404 to 1831 code for a protein of 475 amino acids. The transcript is spliced from 2 exons. NCBI's taxonomy places the organism in Eukaryota, Fungi, Ascomycota, Schizosaccharomycetes, Schizosaccharomycetales, Schizosaccharomycetaceae. The record is from RefSeq and is a predicted model, not a curated record. Gene Ontology annotation, biological process: protein phosphorylation. Gene Ontology annotation, molecular function: ATP binding; protein kinase activity.
UUUAUGUUCAUCUUUGCGCGUAACUCACGAUUCCCUGAAAGAAAAGAAAGAAACGCAGAAGAAUAAGAAAAACGCUGAAUAGAAGACGAAACAGAGAAUUUCUGGUUUGAGUUUUUCGUGAUUAAAUGAUAUUUGGGAAAAACCCAUUUUACACAUCGGGCGACUCAGGAGAAAAUUUCGAUUCCCAGGAAAUGAACACUCCUGUCGCUGGUAAAAAAGGUAGAGCUUUAGAUUCCAAUGAAUAUACAACCGGUUUGCCAAGCGUCAUGAAGGAUUCCGGUAAACCAGAGUCGAAGUUUGCAACGCGUAGGGCUCAUUUUGAUGAAAAUAUUAGUCCCUCUUUCCACGUUGACCCUAAAAAAAAGAAAAGACCAAUGCUGAGUAUGAGCGCGCUAUCCAAGCUAUGGUGGCCAAGGCUAUUGCUGACGAAUCUUCUGGACAGCAAUUCCCUAUUUAUAAAGGUUUAGAAAACUAUACCUUGUUAUCGAAAACAGGAGAUGGUGCAUUUAGCAACGUCUAUAAAGCCAUUCACAAUACCACCGGCGAAAAAGUAGCCGUCAAAGUCGUUCAAAGGGCUCAUCCAAUUGAUCCUAAUAAUCCGGGCCGUCGUCAAGGCGUCGAAUCUCAUAACAUUUUAAAAGAAAUCCAGCUGAUGCGUCGAGUUCGACAUCCAAACAUCAUUCAACUUUUGGAUUUUUUUCAGACUCCCGAGUACUUUUUCCUUAUACUUGAAUUAGCUGAAGGAGGUGAACUUUUUCAUCAAAUUGUUCGUUUAACGUACUUUUCAGAAGAGUUGGCCCGUCAUGUUAUCAUACAGACUGCGCAUGCUAUCCGCUAUCUUCAUGAAGACUGUGGUAUGGUACAUCGCGAUAUUAAGCCGGAGAACUUGCUUUUCGACCCCAUUGAUUUUAUCCCUUCAAAAGUAAGAAAGUUCCGUGCUGGUGAUGAUCCUGAUAAGGCAGAUGAGGGUGAAUUUCGCCCCGGAGUUGGUGGUGGAACUAUUGGUCGAAUCCGUUUAGCUGAUUUCGGGCUCAGUAAGGUUAUCUGGGAUUCUCAAACCCAGACCCCCUGCGGUACAAUGGGAUAUACUGCUCCUGAAAUUGUUCGUGAUGGAAAGUAUUCCAAAGGCGUGGAUAUGUGGGCGUUAGGCUGUGUUCUAUACACUAUUCUUUGUGGAUUCCCACCUUUUUACGAUGAAAGCAUUUCUUCUCUUACUAACAAAGUUGCCCAUGGUGAAUACACCUUUUUGUCUCCAUGGUGGGAUGAUAUUUCGAAGAGUGCCAAGGACUUGGUUAGUCAUCUGUUAACUGUAAAUCCGGAUACCCGCUAUGAUAUUCAUCAGUUUUUAGCACAUCCUUGGAUUACUCAAUCAGAAGAGCCCACGUUCCCUGCCAGUGAUGCUCCUCCUAUGAAUAAUGAAAGUCCAUUUGCUUACGAUGUUCCCGCGUUUUCUGAUGAUGGGAUACCCUCCGCUCGCACACCAGGUGUCAAUUCUUUACGUGAGGUAUUUAACAUCUCGUAUGCCGCUCACCGAAUGGAGCAAGAAAGAUUGCGGAAGCGUGGCUUCCGUGGUAAUCAAGGAAUGAUGAACUUUUACGACAAUAUGAAUGAAUUAAUAGAGGAAGAAGGUGAGUAUGAUUCUAGCACUUCUAAUGUUGAGCACGCCUUAAAACGAAUUAAUAUUGCAAAUUCUCCACACACACGAUCGCCAAAUCUGUCACCUCAACGAAAACCGCGUGAGAAUGGAUUUAAAGGAUUCCAAUUAAAUCUUUCUAAUGCUACCCUGUAUAACCGAAGACAUAAACCGAGAACUUCCAACCGCCAUAUAUAAGUUUUACUGUAUAUAUAUCAGGAUGCCGUCCUUUAAUCAUUUGACGUAUGAAACGUGUGCAGUAAAAUAAAUUUUUUUCCCUCGCACUAUUUAUUCUUUCGUUUUUUUUUAAUGAUUAAAUCUUUAUUUUAGGCUGGCGUACUUGAUGUGAAAAGUUAUUAAUGCUGUGGUGUUCAUUGGUGUUCUAUUUGUUCUUUUUUUGUUUUUAAAUAUGACCUCCCAAAAAAGAAGUUGCGACGACCAUUAAAUAAUCCGCUGAUGACCAAAAAUCCUUUUUGUUAAUAUAUCCAAUGCAAAAAUCUAUUUAUAACAGUUUAAUUGCAAAAGAUCAUAAUUUAUAAAUUCUCGGCUGAAGUAAGGGUUUAAAUGUAUGGACACGAUAAGUUUAGGCGAUUUCCUUUAAAAAAUACUUUACGAUUCGGCAUAAUGAUUGGAAAUUUAAGGCAAUGAAGUUGAAUCAGUUUUGCUGUGAUCUAAGAGGAUAUGUUUAUUUUUUACGAAUAGGGAAAUAUUUUUCUUUAACCCUUUUAUGGUGUACUUUCUAGUGUAAAAAAAAAAAAAAACCAAAAGGGAAAAAACUACGAUAUUACUCAAGAGUUUGUACCAAUUGAUUGUAUUUUCACGUUUAUUUUGGUCUUUGUUUAGGUGGCAUCGUAAAACAGCAUACUCGUUAGUGUUAUUAUAGCAAGU